AGGCAGGAUACAGGAGUUUCUUCUGAUUCUCCCAUGUGUUUCACUGAAACACACUACAUGCUUCCAAGUCUAGAGAACACAAACACACUUUCAGUGUUGGUGUCAUUUGAAGAUGUGGCUGUGGACAUUACCCAGGAGGAGUGGCAGAUCAUGGACAAUACUCAGAGGACCCUGUACAGGGAUGUGAUGCUUGAGACCUAUAGCAAUCUGCUGUUCGUGGGAUAUCACAUAACAAAACCUGAUGUGAUCUUCAAGUUGGAACAAGAAUCAGUACCAUGGACUGCGGAAAAAUCUGUACCCCAGCAACUUUCAGAUCCUUACACAAAGAAUGAGCUGCUUGGAACUAAUCCAGAAAAUCAAGAAACCACUUUCAGGCAAGUUGUAAUAACAAAAAUUGUAUAACUUCAAAAAGAGUUGCAUUGGCAAAGAUGAUUAAUUUAAGCUCUGGCCAUAAUUGACGCGUGCUAUGAAAAGCUAUGGAGAG
Molecule: messenger RNA, 484 nt
Organism: Ochotona curzoniae (black-lipped pika)
Lineage: Eukaryota; Metazoa; Chordata; Mammalia; Lagomorpha; Ochotonidae
Product: zinc finger protein 248-like
Exons: 5
Coding region: 34-402 (122 amino acids)
Biological process (GO): regulation of DNA-templated transcription
Source: RefSeq, a predicted model, not a curated record